GUAAAAGAGGUGUAUAGACGUAAAGUUACAAAUAUUUAGUUUAAUAAUAUAAAAUUGGAAUAAUUAAAAGUAAUUAUUUAGUGCUGUAUGUAAUUAAAGUGUCAAUGAACAAGCUCCUCAUGAUUUUACGGUACUCACAGAAAAGUCUGUUGAAUUAAAUCAAAAAUUUUAUUUCGACUCCUCGAAGCUACGCGGCUGACGAUAAAAAAAUGUCGGCAGAAUUAAUUUUCGCAAACUAUAAAUGCACGAACUGUCAGGAAACAAUAUCUGGCGUGAGAGUACAAUGUCAUGUAUGUCAGGAAGUUGAAUUAUGUCUGCAAUGUUUUGCUGCUGGAGCUGAAAUGGGGGGACAUAAAAACACUCAUUCCUAUCAGUUUCAUGAUCCUGGGGCGAUAACAAUAUUUCGUGGUAAAGGAAGUUGGUCAGCUUUAGAAGAACUUCGCUUAUUAAAAGCCGUAGAACAUUAUGGCUUCGGAAAUUGGGAUGAUAUAUCGAAAGACAUAGAAACAAAGAGUGCUGAAGAUGCUAAAGAAGAAUAUAUUAAUAAAUUUCUCAAUGGAACAAUCGGUCGGCACACCUGGCAGUUAGAAAAUGAUCAAAGACCGAUUCUUGUUGAUCACACUGCAGGAGAUGAUCUCACAUUAGAUGAACUUCAGGUUGAGAAGUUCUCAGAAGCGAGUCUUGAAAUAUCAUCAGAACAAGCAGCUCAAUUAGGAUACAUGCCAAAUCGUGAUGACUUUGAGCGUGAAUACGAUCCAACGGCGGAACAAUUAGUUUCAAACUUAGCAUUAACGCCGGAAGAUGAUGAAAUUGAGAUUGCUCUGAAACUCGCACAAGUCGAUAUCUACAACAGAAGACUGAAGGAACGUACAAGAAAGAAAAGACUUGUGCGCGACUAUAAACUUAUUCACGAAUUUUUCCGUAAAUUUGAGAAUGGAAAAGCCAAAAAUGUGAAUCAAACAAAAGAUGAGCGAGGAUUGCGAUUAAGUUUGAAAAACUUUCGUCAGUUCUAUUCAAAUGAAGCAUUUGAGAGACUCAUCCAUUCUCUUGAACGUGAACGUAUCCUGCGAAUAAGACUAACCGAAUUAUGCCGAUAUCGGUGGAAUGGACUGACAAAGAUUGACGAAUGUGAUCAUUUUGAGAAGCAUGCAGCCGCAAAUCAGCAUCGAAGCACGGGACCAUUCGGUCAUGGAAAAACGCUUGCAUGUCUGAGUGGCUCAAAUGGGCAACAAAAAGCACAAGGUGGUUACGUUCGUCAUAUUUUAGCCGGCUCACCAAAGCGAAGUCACUUUUCCUCAUCACGAAGACAAAUUGGGAACGGGCAUGUCAGCGAGAUAUCAUCAGCAACGUCUGGAACUAAUGGAACCACCAAAAAGAGAAGACGGCGAAAGGGAAACAAACUCAAAUUUCACAGGCCAAAGAUUCAUGCACCACACCGUCGCCCCUGCCUUCUUCGACGGAUCAUCCAGCAGCAAAAACUCCUUGGAUAAUCAAUCCACGGUUGAUCCGAUGCAGCUUGGCGCACAUUUAUUAUCGUUUAACGAAUCUCAACUAUGUUCAACAUUGAAUCUGCCGCCAACGCGUUAUUUGACCAUUAAAACUGUUCUUUUGAGCAACCCGAAGCUCUCAGAAAUUGAGCCACCGGAGAAAGUGAUUUUGAAGCAUUUGAGCAAUUCUGGUUGGGUCAGAAAAACGUCAAAAGAUUAAGACAACUUGUCAUUCGUUUUGACAUUUGACUUAGCAAAAAUUGUCACUUAUUCCUGGCCUGUAACUUUCUCGAGAUAAAAGCUCUGUUGAGGAGUCAAAAUAGAUCCUCGAUCAUUUUUUUACCAAUUUAGUUCAAUUUCAAACAAAAAUCAGAAAAGAAAUAAAAAUUUAAAAGUGCUAGAAAAGUGAAUUUUGUUCGUUCUUUUUUUAAUUCAAGUAGAUAUAUUAAUAAAAAGAAAAACUUAAAUAAGAAUCACCAA
Molecule: messenger RNA, 1967 nt
Organism: Clunio marinus
Lineage: Eukaryota; Metazoa; Arthropoda; Insecta; Diptera; Chironomidae
Source: the annotation of a GenBank genome assembly